AUGUCUGACCGUUCAUCAUCGCGGCCACAAGACACCUUGUCAAGUCCAGAUUCCUCUGUAUCAGGACUACAGCAAUUCAUCGAAGCCAAUAAAUUGCCCAAGGCUUCGAACAAAUCGGAGGAUACCCAUCAUUUGGCAUUGCAGAUUGCGCAUAACCUUCGCUUCCAACACAACUGGACAGACGUGCGACUUCACUACCAAAGUAGACGUGAAAAGGGUAUCGCUUCGCUACCACGACCCGUGAUCUCUGGUCUCCCACCACAGCGCCUAUACGUCCAUGCGGACGAACAGGUCGACUUGCUACAGCGGCAACGGCGGGAGGGUAAAGCUGGAUGGCCUGAACUCGCGUCCGAACGGGAAUGGGUCUUACCCACACAGCUAGGUGAGAGCUGGUCUCUACGACGUUUCGCGGAAGUGUUCGACGCUCUGAGCUGUAUCCCGCCGGACAAGCAAGGAGGUCCACUCUUCUUCGAAGCCGAGUCAUGGUCGCGAAGCGGCAUCACCACGCAAUCCCAGGAGAACAGCGAAGCGAGAUCAUCGACCCCGAACCGCGUGAUCGGCCCAUCACAAGGCACAAGCAAGCGCACGAGAACGCCACCAGCCCUGUCCAAGGACACUUCGUCCACAGAAUCCGGAACAGGUAUGCCUACCACAGCUGCAGCGCCGGCGAAUCCGUGGCGGACGUCACAGCCUAAGCGUAUGCUGCUGGCGAGUCUGGACGACGACAGUACAGUCGUGUACUACAUCAUCCACGAUGGCCUCGUCAAGCCACGGCAGAACUAA
Molecule: messenger RNA, 783 nt
Organism: Recurvomyces mirabilis
Lineage: Eukaryota; Fungi; Ascomycota; Dothideomycetes; Mycosphaerellales; Teratosphaeriaceae
Exons: 1
Coding region: 1-783 (260 amino acids)
Biological process (GO): tRNA splicing, via endonucleolytic cleavage and ligation; tRNA-type intron splice site recognition and cleavage
Cellular component (GO): tRNA-intron endonuclease complex
Molecular function (GO): nucleic acid binding; tRNA-intron lyase activity
Source: RefSeq, a predicted model, not a curated record